This is a messenger RNA of Balaenoptera musculus (blue whale), 2096 nucleotides long. RefSeq names its product prostaglandin reductase 1 (gene PTGR1). NCBI's taxonomy places the organism in Eukaryota, Metazoa, Chordata, Mammalia, Artiodactyla, Balaenopteridae. Gene Ontology annotation, molecular function: 15-oxoprostaglandin 13-reductase [NAD(P)+] activity; 2-alkenal reductase [NAD(P)H] activity. Gene Ontology annotation, biological process: prostaglandin metabolic process. The record is from RefSeq and is a predicted model, not a curated record. Gene Ontology annotation, cellular component: cytoplasm.
CACACACACACACACACUCCUCGAUCCCUGUGACCCUCCCCGGGCCGGUGCCCACACGCUUCCCGGAGCAGCCGCGCCCUGGGGGAAACCCCACCCUCUCUUGGGACCGGCCGGAAAUCCCGGCUCCCGGAGUUGCGCUGCGCAGUCCCAACUCCCUGCUUCAGGUAAUGGAGCCUGCGGACGUUGGAGCUUCAGGAUGGUUCAUGCUAAGAGCUGGACCCUGAAGAAGCACUUUGUAGGCCACCCUACUAAUAGUGACUUUGAAUUGAAGACAGUCGAACUCCCACCCUUAAAAAAUGGAGAGGUCCUGCUGGAAGCUUUGUUCUUCACCGUGGAUCCUUAUAUGAGGGUUGUGGAAAGUAAAAAUUCAGCCUUCCCAAUAGGAACUACUGUAGUGGCUCCUUCCGGCUGGACAGCGCACUCCAUUUCUGAUGGGAAAAACCUGGAAAAGCUGCUUGCAGAGUGGCCGGACACGUUACCACUGUCUUUGGCUCUGGGAAUGGUUGGCAUGCCCAGCCUAAAAGCCUGCUCUGGCCGGCUUGACAUCUGUGGUGUGCAGGGUGGAGAAACAGUGCUGGUUAACGUGGCCGCAGGAGCAGUGGGCUCCGUUGUGGGGCAGAUCGCUAAGCUCAAGGGCUGCAAAGUUGUUGGAGCAGCAGGGUCUGACAGAAGGGUUACCUGCCUUGAAAAGUAUGGAUUUGAUGUUGCCUUUAACUACAAAACAGUAAAGUCUUUGGAAGAAACUUUGCAAAAAGCCUCUCCUGAGGGUUAUGAUUGUGAUUUUGAUAAUGUGGGUGUAGAGUUUUCCAACGUUGUUAUCCCCCAGAUUAAGAAAUUUGGAAGAAUUGCUAUACGUGGACCCAUCUCUACAUAUAACAGAACCGGCCCCCUUCCCCCAGGUAAUGAGCCCACCCCGGAGGCCAUCAUCUUUAAGGAGCUUCACUUCGAAGGCUUCCCCGUCUACCGCUGGCAAGGAGAAGUCCGCCAGGCUCUGAAAGACUUGCUGACAGGGGUCUCAGAGGGUAAAAUCCAGUACCAUGAACACAUCACUGAAGGAUUUGAAAACAUGCCAGCUGCAUUUAUGGGAAUGCUGAAAGGAGAGAAUUUGGGGAAGCAAUAGUGAAAGCAUGAACAAAAAUGACACAUGGAAUCUAGAAAUCAUUUGGAUGAUUACUUAGUUUCUUUAUAAUCAUUUAGUAAAAGGUACGCUGUCUUCAUGAUCUAAAAAACAUUAAUUGUAAUGCAUUUGAUCUACCUAAUAAAAUACAUUUAAGUGGAAUAUAAUUAGCAAGAGAGAGUGAAAAUUUCAUAUUGAACAAUGGCCAAAUGAACUUACUGCCUGCUAUAGUUCCCUCAGGGUUAUGGUAGAAAAUAAUGGCUUUUGAGUCCAAAAGUUUACUGCUUCUGUGACCUUGAACUUCUGAUUUUUCAUCUGUAAAGUGAGGACAGUAACAUCUGCUUCACAUACAUAUUAUACAUUUGUUUAAAACACCAGCAUAACACGUAGCAUAUAUUAGGUACUCAGUAAGUGUUAGCUACCUCCCUGCAGAAAUCAGUGAAUUUGAAGUGAAGAUCACCACCCCUAUGGCUUAUGGUUACACAAGGAGAAAUAACCAUUGCUGACGUACACGGACUCAGGGGAGCCCCCAUUGGUCCUCUGCGGGCAGGUCUAACGUGGCAGACCAAGGAAGGAAUCUAUCGCUUACAACAGCUACAAAAAAAGAUAACAUAUGGGAAUCUUUAUAAGCCAACAAAAAUGUGAGAGAUUAUUAUAAAGAAAGCUUUGAAACAUGACUGAGGAACACAGAAGAAGACUGAACAUGUGGAAGUUACCAUGCUCUUGGACUGGGAGGUUCAGUAUCAUGAAAUGUCAGUUCUGUUGAUCAAUUCUGCUACCAAAUAGAGGAGGGAUCAAAUUGGAGUACAAGGAAAAAAUAAGAGAAAAAAGUGUGCGAUUGUGUGUGUGUGUGUGUGUGUGUGUGUGUGUGUAUAAAACCUCUGGAAAGAUGUAAUAACCCAGGGACAAGAACUGAGGUGUGCCUGAAAGAUGGGGGAUAAGAGAAAAACUACACUUUUGUGCUUUUUGAAUUCUGAAU